AUGUCGAAGCCGCUGCUGAACCACACUAUGUUUCGGAUCGCUGAUCCGAAUCGAUCAAAAGACUUUUAUGCCAAACAUUUUGGCAUGACUGUUGUUGAGACCCUCAAAGUUCCCGAGCUGGGGUUCACCAAUUACUUCCUUGGUUUUGAUGGGCAAGGAGCCUUGCACGAAAAGAAACCUUGGUACUUGCGUGAGGGAUUGCUUGAGCUUUGCCACAAUCAUUCAGCCACUGCGGAAAACUUUGUUGCCAACAAUGGCAACAAGGAACCCCACCGCGGGUUUGGCCACAUUUGCUUCUCUGUAGAGAACCUCGAGCAAUUCUGCAGCAAGCUUGAGUCUGAUGGUGUCAAGUUCCAGAAGAGACUCGCUGAUGGUCGCCAGAAGAACAUUGCUUUUGCGCUGGAUCCUGACGGAUACUGGAUCGAGCUCAUUGAGAACACAGGCAAGGCCACUCGUUUCAACCACACGAUGUUACGGGUUAAGGACAAGACCAAGUCGCUAAACUUUUACAUUAAUGAUCUCGGCAUGAAGCUGGUUGAUGAGCGUGAUUUUCCCGAGGCAAAAUUCACUCUCUACUUCCUUUCCUUCGAUCACAACCCAGGACCUCGCCAUGACACCGAGGGACUUCUUGAGCUCACAUACAAUUACGGUACUGAAAAAGAUGAGCAAUUCGUCUACCACACUGGUAACGAAGAACCCCAGGGUUACGGCCACAUUGGUCUAGCCGUUGACAAUGUUCAGGAGUUUUUGAACAAGCUUGAAGCCAAGGGUGUCAAAAUCACCAAACGCGUGGAGGACGGAAAGCUCAAAUUCAUCGCAUUCGUUAGCGACCCUGACGGAUACUCUUAUGAGCUUUUGCCUAAGGCUGAGUUCCCGGACGACCUUUUUGCUGAUCCUAAAUGA
Molecule: messenger RNA, 903 nt
Organism: Wickerhamiella sorbophila
Lineage: Eukaryota; Fungi; Ascomycota; Dipodascomycetes; Dipodascales; Trichomonascaceae
Product: Lactoylglutathione lyase
Exons: 1
Coding region: 1-903 (300 amino acids)
Molecular function (GO): lactoylglutathione lyase activity; metal ion binding
Source: RefSeq, a predicted model, not a curated record